Messenger RNA from Clunio marinus, 381 nucleotides. The record is from the annotation of a GenBank genome assembly. Lineage: Eukaryota; Metazoa; Arthropoda; Insecta; Diptera; Chironomidae.
AUGACAUUGAGGUUCAUCGAAUCUCAAGCAAGACGUGAUAAAAUUUUGAUAAAUUUGAAUAUUUCCAUGAAAAAAAAGAACACAACAAGAGACAUCAGUCGUGCUAACAAAAAGAUAUACACCAGCAAGAAAAAGAAAACUGAAACUCAUGAUAACUCCCAAGACGAAACAGCGACGAGUGAAGGCAAGGACGAAAAAGAAGAUAAUUUUAAUCUUCUUCCAUGCAUAACACAAUUGGCUCAUUUACGGAUUACAUUUCCUUAUGCAAUUUCGCCUUUCUUUCUCACUCACCCACUCUCAUCCUUUGGGUUUAAUAGUUUGACACAAUCAAGACAUGAGAAGAUUUUCCGAUGGCAUUUAGAAGCAUGGAAAAAUGCUUAG